AAUAUGCGUUAAUACAACACUAGAAUCUCAUUCAAAGAUAAAAUUUUGCUACAAAAACUAGAAAUGGCUAAGCAAUAUCCACAAGAUGAGUCCCUCCUUUCACUUCGACCAUUCGAUCUCACUACUGAUGUGGAUGAUCUGAUGGUUUGGGUGUCAGAUAAUCAAGUGGCACAUUUCUGUAGUUGGGACACCUACACCUCUAAGGAACAAGCAAUAGAGUACGUACACAAUUUUGUCCUACAACAUCCAUAUCACAGGGUAAUAUGCUUAAACAAUAGGGCAAUUGGUGCUAUUUCUGUUACUUGUAAUGCAGGAAAUGAUAAGUGUAGGGGAGAACUGGGGUAUGUCCUGGCAUCCCAGUAUUGGGGCCGAGGGAUUGCAACGUGGGCGGUGAAGGCGGUGGGUAGCGCGAUCUUCGAGGAGAGGCCGGAGUUGGAGAGGCUUGAAGCUCUUGUGGAUGUGGAGAAUGUAGGAUCACAAAGGGUUUUGGAGAAGGGUGGAUUUUUGAAGGAGGGUGUCUUGAGAAAGUAUUGUAUUCAGAAAGGGAGGACUCGUGAUAUGGUUAUGUUUAGUUUACUUUCUACUGAUGCAUCUACUCCCUCUGUCCCAAUUUAGUUGUUACAUUUGCUUUACCACAGUUUACGAGAUGCAACUUCAAGAACCAAUAUCUUGAGUUACAUAUAUGAAAAAAUUAUAAAAAUUAUAUAUUUGGAAAAUACAAAUUGGAACGAAUCAAACAAGAUCCAACAUGACUAUGUUUUUUCUUAUAUAUAUGGAGUAAAAGAUAGUCAAAGUUAUGACGUGAAUAGUGCCUACGGUCAAAAUGUAGCAACUAAAUUGGGACGGAAGGAGUAAUUCUUAGUUAUUCAUAAUUUUACUAUCUUUUGUGAUUUUAUUUCUUUGGUGAGAGGUCAUAAUCAUAUAUUGUAUAAUGUUUUUAUUGGGGUGCAAUAAGGUGAUAUAUGUAGUGUUGUCCCUCCAUUUCAAAAUAUAAGGAACGCAUAAUGUUCGAGGUCGAAUUUUGACCGUUAAUUAU
Messenger RNA from Beta vulgaris subsp. vulgaris (sugar beet), 1036 nucleotides. RefSeq lists its product as uncharacterized. The coding region runs from base 64 to 615 and encodes 183 amino acids. The record is from RefSeq and is a predicted model, not a curated record. Gene Ontology annotation, molecular function: acyltransferase activity, transferring groups other than amino-acyl groups. The transcript has a single exon. NCBI's taxonomy places the organism in Eukaryota, Viridiplantae, Streptophyta, Magnoliopsida, Caryophyllales, Amaranthaceae.